Messenger RNA from Pieris macdunnoughi, 5130 nucleotides. Lineage: Eukaryota; Metazoa; Arthropoda; Insecta; Lepidoptera; Pieridae. The record is from the annotation of a GenBank genome assembly.
AUGGAAUUGUCACCAGAUGAAGAAAAAAAUAUCCCACCGGUGCCAAUAAAAACAUAUCAGUGGGAAGAUUUGAGAAGAGCUCGAGAGGCUGGAGGUUAUCCUUGGACACAUUUACUUAAAGUACCUCUUCAGGGGCAAAUAACAGCAGAGGAUAUCAUCAGAUCAACAACGCCCAGACAAAGUAUGUCUCGUGAAUUUUCGAGGUCACGAACUCACUCCCCGGUAGUUGGGGAUGUACAAAAGAUUUUAAAUUUAGAUUCAUCUCCUGGAAGUAGCCGUAAACACGAUGACGAUGGAAGAGAUGAAGGUGUUCAUAUACCGAACUUCUCUAAAGAGAUAUCUUUAGAUUCUGAAGAUGAUUUUUUAAAUAAAAACACAGUAUCAAAAUCGUCCAUAAAUCUCGUUACUCCAAUAGAAAUCCCAAAAAAUAUUUCUCCCAAAAGUAUUUUAAAACGUCGGGCACCAGAACCACAAUAUAUUGGAGUUACGGAAACGCGCGAAAAAACCAAAUGUUGUCAUCCUCUUGUGAAUAAAAUAAAACAUUUAGCUGAUAAAACGCUACAAAAAUUAGAUAAGAUCGAAAGUGAAAAAUCUCCACUAUCAAAGCGAAAGAAAAAUGAAGAAUCCCAAGAAAUAAGGCAGUUAAAAAACUCACCCAGUGCCGUACGUCGACAAAAAUUUAGUGCAAUAAAGUUAGGGGACUCGGAUGAAGUAAGUAAAACAAUCUGCAUAGACACACCCCCACCCAGAAAGAGAAAAGAACAUAUUUAUGAGGAUAUAGAUGAUGCAAAAGGAAUAUCUUUUGAAAAUCUUCAAAAUAUAUCCCAAGAUAAGGUAGGAGAAUUACAAAAAGAUAACGAUAUUCAUGUCGAAAAGAGAUCUACUAAAUCCUACGACCCAAGUUUAGUCGCUGAAGAUACAUCGUCUUUAAAGGAAGAAGAACAUGUUAUGGAAAUAUUACAUAAAAAUAUUGACCAGACUCAUAACGGAGUUAUAACAGAGGAUGAUCAUGAUGUAGCUGAAGAUGCAGUUCAUCAAGCAACACCCAACACUUAUAAUACCUCUCACAACAUUACAAUUACUGAAAUCACUGAUGAUGAAUCUACGAGUAAUAUGGAACAAUCUUCAACGGUACCUAUUGAAGUAUCACCUAGUCCAAGUCCCAGAGAAAUACAACGAAAACGGAAGGAAGAAUUUCAAGAUAACGAUUGGUCUAAACCAAGCAGCGAUCACGAAUAUGAAAUCAUCGAAAAGCCAUCCCCAAAUAUUACUUACACGGCCCCAAGCGUAGAUGACACACCCAAAAUGGUAAAAACCGAAGACGAAUUGUCAAGUAUUUCUUCUUUAGAACGCAAAUAUUUACAAAAUCAAUCUGAUGAAGAAGAAAUUGAAAGCAAAGAAAGUAUAAAUGAAGAUAAAAAAGAUAGUGCGAUGAGUGCAGAAGCUUUACAAAAAGAUAUUGAAGAACGUUUUUUCGUUAAUACGCCUUCGACAGUAUCAAGAACUGAAUGUGAAAUUAGUACCAGCCAGGUUGACUCGUCUGCGUUGGAAAAUUUACCAUUAAAAAGAGACAGCCGUACAAAAAAUGGAGAGAGCAUUGACAGUAAAAUACAACAACGAUUAAAGGAGGGAACAGGAAAAUUAAAAUCUCAAGCUGGAAAACUAAGAACAAAAAUUAAUAAUAUGAAGAUGCCUGAUCGACCUAAAUUUAAAAUGCCAGAAAGACCCAAAUUUUCAUUUCCCGAUAAAAGUAAAUUUAGCCUACCAGAGAGAUCUAAAAUUAAGAGCUUCAAUAUAAAAGAAAGGUUUUCCUUGGGAGAACGAAGAAAGUUUUCUUUGCCUGACAGGCCAAAAUUUAAUGUUCCCGAGUUUCCGAAGUUUAAAAUGCCGGAAAGACUUCUAACUAACUUCCAGAGUUUAGGAAGGAAAAAAGAGUAUAAAGUAGAUGAUAACACUGAAUCUACUUCCGACUUACAAAACACAGCCACCGUAGACUUCGAAGUAAAAACAUAUCCAAGACUAUUUUCAAAAAAAAAUAAAACUCCUCUAGCUAAAACAUCGUCUUCUCCCACUUUAAAUAGAGAAGAUACACCACCUCCCACUUUUACCUUUACUCGUAUGAAAAAGCCGAUGGAAAAAACAGCUUAUGAUCCUGUUAGGUCAGAAGAACCACGAGAAUACGGUAGUCUCGAUAACAAAGACGGUGAUUUUACUUCUGAUACCGUAGAAAAAAAACAAUUUGAAACGAUGUAUGAUUUUGAUAGAAUGCCCUCAUAUGACUACGAAGAGGAUGAACAAGAAUUCCAGAAAACUGAAAAUUCACACCCAGUUUCACAAUUGAUGCCAAAUCAAGAAUUCACGCACAUAAACGAAAUAAAUAAUGACGAAUUUUUCGUUCGACCGAGAGGAAUAUCUCGAGAAAAUAUACAAGUAAGGGAGUACUUGAGCGAUGAAAUACGACAAGCGUUUCAGACACCGAAAAAUGUUUUGGUCACUAUGGGAACGGAUUCUAGAGAUGACGGGCACAUGUAUGCCAACGACUUAGAUGUAGAUAAUGAUAUAAUCGACGAUGAAAAUAUCAAAUACUCAACGGAAGAUCUUAAUGAAAGGGAUGACGGAUAUUACACAUUCCCACCCGUUAGACCAUCUAGAGCAAAACGAAAGAAGAAAGAAACUGAUUCGAUAAAAUAUAUUGACGAUAGCGUAAAUGCCAGUAUGCAGUUUAGUGACGUAGAUUUGGGAAUUUCUGACGAACAACUUGAUGAUCAACCUAUGAAUGAUAACUUACAAGGUCAUACCAAUCAGGAAUUCUCAGACUUCCCUCCUCCAACUGAUUUACGUUCCAUUCACGAAUAUGCAAAUGACGAAAUUAUCGAAUAUCCUGAUCAAUUAGUUCAAUCACAAACACUUCCUAUGCCACCAAAACGGAAAAAGAAGUUUGGAAAACAAGACACAAAUUCCUCUUUGGCAACCUUCGAUAGUUUGAUACUUCCGGAAAAUUUUGAGAAACCUCAGGAUCGCAGCGAAGAUAUAAUCGUGUAUCGAACUGAACACGAAUACACUGUUCCUCAAGCUGAAUCAGCUAUAGAUCCAAGUCCUGCGCCACCAAAACGAACCCGUUCGAGAAGUUCUCGUGAACCAUCUCUGUAUGACGAUGAUCGAACUUCGAGAGGGGCAGAUUCUCUAAUACUUGACACAAAUCUACCACCCGCCAGUGGCAUUGAUGGGAGAUCAGAAAGUUGUCAUGAAAGUCCAGGAUAUGCUACUGUUGAUAAAGGGGGUACUCAACAAAUUAAAACGGCUAGAAGAUCUAAAAGCAAAACACCACCACGACGCAGGAAAAGUAAUAGUUCUGAAAGAAAGUAUUACACUGUGGGCAGUAGUAAAACUGUUGUUCCAAGUAGACCGCCUAGGAAAAAAUCAUCUAUAAGUCUUACGACAUUAGAUAGCUUCGCUCGAAGAUCUAUAAGUGGUGACUUUACGCAAUAUGAUGAGAUAGAUGAACCGCAGGUUGAGGACGUACAUAAGGACUUAAAAUCAGGAGAAAUUUUAAAUAAAAUGAAAGAUAGACCGUUGCCCCCUCCACCUCGCCCACCCAGGGGACCAAGAAAAAAGAAAAACUCAUCAGUGGAUGGACUGAAUGAACUAGAUAAAAUAAUGAAUAUAGAGAGCCCACUGACAAAGUCUCCUUCCCCCUACUUAUCCAGUGAACUCCAUCAAAGUGAUAUAGUAGAAAUAGAAGUCUCUACACAAACAGACCCUCUUCCAGAUGAUGUUGAUUUUGACAUAGAAGAAAACUUGAAUAUGUCCAUGUCUAGUUCCUUAAGGGAUCUCGUAAAUGAAGAUUCCAUGCUUGGUAAAUUAUCAGAUAAAACAGGUUCUCGGCCUACGUCAAGAUCUGAAAAAUCAUUAAAACUGUCUGACCCAAAAAUAUCUGGCCUCGGACGUUCAUCGCCCACUGUAAUUUUAGUUGAAAAACGUGUAUCAAGUCCAACUAGAAUAAACGAAAGAGACGAAAUGUUAACCGAAGCAUCAUUAACUGUUCAACCUAUAGAUGUUGAUCAAAGAGAAUAUCCUGAAGUACCACCCUUACCAAAAUCAAGAAAAUCUUCUGCACCUAAGCCUUCAGCUGCUACAUUAAGUGACCGUACCCUUGAAAGAAUUUCUGUUGAGACAAGUCGUGAUGUUCAAUUAGAUAACUUGGUUACACAAAGAUUGCAAGUGAGAGAUCUAGAUGUCGGUAGAUUAAACGUCUCUGAAUUACAAGCUACUAAAAUCCUUGUAUCAGAUAUUGAAGGUAUGACACUUCAGGUUAAUGAACUAGAUUCGAAAUCAGGCCAUAUAUCAGUAAGUGGCAUAGAAUUCUCGCAAUCCGUUAUUGAUGAAAUUGCUAAGAAGUUUGCAGAAAUGACUGCAGUUAAUUCAAAUCAAGCAUUUACUCAAGCACAGCCAAGUGUGGCACAGAUACCUUCAACUCCUAAGGCCGAAAACAAAGAAGAGGAGACGCAAACAGAGGCAUCUCAAGAAGAAAGGAAAAAGGAAAGUAACAUUGUUGAAAAUAUUGAUGAUGAUUCUCUGUCUGCAACAUUUGCACCUCCCCUUAAUAUCGAAGAGAAUAUACCACCUCAAAGACCCCCGCCUCCUGAUCUUACUCCACUUUUAUAUUCAUAUUUACAAGACCUUGCGUCCCCACCCCCUCAAAUUUUUUUUCCUCGAAACCUACCACCUACAAAUUUGCCAGAGGCCCUCCACACAACACCAGCCCCACCUUUACGGCGAUCAAAACGUAAGCCCGCCGGAGCUCUAAGCGAAUCUAGUUCUGAUGAUACAAGACCUAGACCUUCGCCUCGAAGAAUGCCUGUUCCGGUCAGGUCUCAGGAGCCAACUAUCACCGAGGCAGGUGCCCAAUUCUUAAGAGUGUGCCAUAAUUCUAUUACUCGUGCUGUAAGGAAUUUAUAUACUUCCUUUAUGAACUACGUCCAUGGUGCGCAAGAUAAAAGAGAUGUCCAAAUGGCUAUGGUUAUAUGUUUAGUGCUAGUCGCAGGUUUGAUCAUGUUUGGCUUAAGCGAUAGUAGGGCUGUACACCAUCACCAUUGGGAGUUUUUCAACCCUCCAGACAUACCCCAAUAA